AUGAGUCCCUUUAAGAAGCUCGUUCUUUUGAUCUUAUUCAUUUCUUUCAUGGUCUUUGUGGCCUUCUUCGGUCGCAUACCUGCUCUUCGACGAACACCUAUAGCUGCACUGCACAGGCUAAUAUGGAUUCAAAUACCGAGAAGUAUUAUGAAAGUUGAUGAGAUUCUAACUGGAGGGAGAGUCUCGAGCUAUUUAUCUCGCUUCGGUAACCUUAUGUUGAAUGAUAGACACUGGACUGUUGUGAUCUUCUUUAUGCUCAUCAUGGUCGUGGGCGAAUACAUGUUCAUCCCUCAGGCAUGGCCAAAGAUUGGACCUCUCACAAAAUGCGUCGUCGCUAUCACGGUCUUUCUCCCUUACCUGUUUCUCUACCUGGCAUGUUCUGCCGACCCAGGAUACAUCACGCCUGAGAAUCAUGCAUAUUACAUGUCUCUCUACCCAUACGACCAUACUCUGUUUCAUCCCGGCCAUGUUUGUCGAACUUGCAAAUUUCUGAAGCCUCCUCGCUCCAAGCAUUGCAGUCUUUGCAAGCGCUGCAUCGCCAAAGCCGACCAUCAUUGCGUCUUCAUCAACUCGUGUGUUGGCUAUGGAAACCAGCACUGGUUUUUGUUGUUACUAUUCUCCACUGCUUUCCUGUGUACCUAUGGUGGUUUUCUUGGAAUGUCAAUCAUUACUGUGCGAGUGCAGAGAUACAGCCCUGGUUGGUCGAUAUGGAAACCCAGCCAUAUGACUUUCAAUCAGUAUCUGGCUGGCUGGGGUUGGGGCAUUCAAGACAAUGUCAACAUGGGAGCUUCAUCGCUUCUUGCUGCUCUUACGUCUCCGCUCGUCUGGGGACUUCUUCUUUACACACUCUAUCUUGUCUACAGCGGUACUACGACGAACGAAACCCUGAAGUGGUCAGAAUGGAAAGAAGACAUGCGCGACGGCUAUGCUUUCCGCCGGUCUAUGACGGCAGAUCGCUACAGGAACGAACGAGCUGAGCCUCACUGUGCGCGCUGGCCGGUGGAUGUGCAACAAAUCAUGGUAACGACCCAAGAUGGGCAACCUCCGCCAGAGAAUCUUCAACUUCCUGGAGAAGGUCAAUGGGAGCGUGUCUGGAACUUGAGCAGUGUUGAGAAUCUUUACGAUAUGGGACUAUGGGAUAACCUGGUUGACAUAUUUGUGCCCAACUAUGGAUUUGGACAAAGGGUAGACGAGCCGAAUGCUGAAAGAAGGCGCAGGCGCUGA
Molecule: messenger RNA, 1224 nt
Organism: Fusarium coffeatum
Lineage: Eukaryota; Fungi; Ascomycota; Sordariomycetes; Hypocreales; Nectriaceae
Exons: 3
Coding region: 1-1224 (407 amino acids)
Biological process (GO): protein targeting to membrane; peptidyl-L-cysteine S-palmitoylation
Cellular component (GO): endoplasmic reticulum; Golgi apparatus
Molecular function (GO): protein-cysteine S-palmitoyltransferase activity
Source: RefSeq, a predicted model, not a curated record